Verticillium alfalfae VaMs.102 is the source of this 3275-nucleotide messenger RNA. Its product is annotated as DOM34-interacting protein. NCBI's taxonomy places the organism in Eukaryota, Fungi, Ascomycota, Sordariomycetes, Glomerellales, Plectosphaerellaceae. The coding region runs from base 18 to 2951 and encodes 977 amino acids. Gene Ontology annotation, biological process: mRNA processing; maturation of SSU-rRNA. The transcript is spliced from 7 exons. The record is from RefSeq and is a predicted model, not a curated record. Gene Ontology annotation, cellular component: small-subunit processome; Pwp2p-containing subcomplex of 90S preribosome. Gene Ontology annotation, molecular function: protein binding; snoRNA binding.
GCAGGAGAGUCGGCAAGAUGGUCAAGUCAUACUUGAAAUACGAACACACCAAGUCGUUCGGUGUUGUCGCAUCGAGUACCUCGAACCUCGUAUGGACGUCCAAAGAUCGCAAUGGCACGGGCGCCGGACAGGUCGUCGUUGCCGCCAAUGAAGAAGUCUUGAGCUGGGACAUCAAGAAGGGAGAGUUGCUGAGUCGGUGGAGGGACGACAAAUGCACGCUGCCCGUCACUGCUAUUGCGCAAAGCAAAGCCGAUAAGGAUGUGUACGCCGUGGGCUACGAAGACGGCAGUAUUCGGCUCUGGGACAGCAAGAUUGCGACGGUCAUUGUCAACUUCCAGGGCCAUUCUUCUGCCAUCACACAUCUAGCCUUCGAUAAGGCUGGUGUCAGACUAGCCAGUGGAAGCAAAGACACGGAUGUCAUCAUUUGGGAUCUUGUCGCUGAAGUCGGCCAGUACAAAUUGAGAGGUCACAAGGAUCAAGUCACCGGUCUUCGAUUUGUUGAACCUGAGGCGCAGCCCGAUGACGAGGAGGAUAGUAAGGACAGGGCUACCGAAGUCGUUUUCCACCCAAAGCGCGACUACUUUGCGGUUCACGGCUCCGAGAAGUCGACUGAAGUCUGGCGCAUCCGAUCAGAGGCCGAGGUAAAGAAGUCUUUGGCACGCAAGAAGAAGAGGAGAAGAGAGAAGGCCAAAGAUGGAAAGACGGAGGAUGAAGAGAUGGGCGAUGCAGCCGAUGCCGCCGACGAUUUAUCUGGUGCCGAGGCCAGCGAUUACUUUGUCCAGUACGUGAUCGUACGAACUGGCGGCAAGGUCCGCUCGGUUGACUGGGCUGUCGGCAGCGGCAGCAAGUCCAUUCAACUCGUAGUCGGCACCACCAACAACCAGCUGGAGUACUACAGCAUUCCCACCAAAGAUUCUGGCAAGGCGAGGAAGGAGGACACUCCGGACUACACACGAUCUCUUUCCGUUGAUCUUCCAGGACACAGGACAGAUGUGCGCUCUGUGUCGCUGAGUUCUGACGACAAGAUGCUGGCUUCGGCGUCGAACGGUAGCCUCAAGAUUUGGAAUAUCAAGACACAGACAUGCAUUCGCACCUUCGAGUGCGGCUAUGCGUUGUGCUGUUCUUUCCUUCCAGGAGACAAGGUUGUAGUGGUUGGCACCAAGGGAGGCGAGUUGGAGCUUUUCGAUGUCGCCUCGGCCAGCCUUCUGGACAGCGUCACGGCCCACGAGGGUGCCAUCUGGUCUCUCCAGGUUCAUCCUGACGGCAAGUCCAUGGUGUCUGGCAGUGCAGACAAAACGGCGAAGUUCUGGAACUUCCAGAUUGUUCAGGAGGAGAUCUUGGGUACCACCCGCACAACACCCAAGCUGAAACUUGCCCAGUCGAGGAUACUGAAAGUUGCGGACGAUAUUCUCAGCCUCAAGUUUUCUCCCGACGCGAAGCUUCUGGCUGUUUCACUCCUUGACAGCACGGUGAAGGUCUUCUUUGUCGACAGUCUCAAGCUUUACCUUAACCUCUACGGUCACAAGCUCCCAGUGCUCAGUAUGGAUAUCUCAUACGACAGCAAGCUCAUCAUUACUAGUUCUGCCGACAAGAACAUCAGGAUAUGGGGCCUCGACUUUGGCGAUUGCCACAAGGCACUUUUUGGUCACCAAGACAGUAUCCUGCAAGUUGCCUUUGUCCCUCAUAAUUCAGAUGGCAACGGUCACCACUUCUUCAGCGCCAGCAAGGACCGGUGCAUUAAGUACUGGGACGGCGACAAGUUUGAGCAGAUCCAGAGGCUGGACGGCCACCACGGCGAGGUCUGGGCAAUGGCCGUCAGCCACAGCGGCAGGACCCUCGUCAGCGCAGGACACGACAAGAGCAUCCGCGUGUGGGACGAGACGGACGAGCAGAUCUUCCUCGAGGAGGAGCGCGAGAAGGAGCUCGAGGAGCUUUACGAGAGCACCCUCACGGGUUCGCUUGAGCGGGAUCCCGACGCGGAGGAUGCCAACGGCGAGGUGGGCGCGGCGACCAAGCAGACGGUCGAGACGCUCAUGGCGGGUGAGCGCAUCGCCGAAGCCCUUGAGCUGGGCAUGGCGGAUCUCAACCUGCUCAAGGAGUAUGAGCAGGCGAAGUUGACGAACCGGCAUGCGCAGCCACCACAGCGCAAUGUCAUCUUCGUUGCUCUCGGCAACAUCAGUGCCGAGACGCACGUCAUGUCUGUGCUGCAGCGCAUCAAGGCAUCCGCACUCCAUGACGCGCUUCUUGUGCUGCCCUUCUCCACUGUCCCCAUGCUUUUUACCUUCCUCGACCUGUUCGCGCAGCGAUCAAUGAACAUGCCAUUGACCUGCCGCAUUCUGUUCUUCAUGCUCAAGACGCACCACAGACAGAUCGUGUCGAGCCGUACAAUGAGGACCAUGCUGGACGGCAUACGGGCGAACCUGAGGGCGGCGCUUAGGAAGCAGAAGAACGAGAUGGGCUACAACAUUGCCGCACUGAAGGUUGUCGGCAUGCAAUUGCAGGCGAAGAGUGUGAAGGACUAUGUUGACGAGACCUGGGAUGAGGAGAACGACAGCAAGGUUGUUCGGAAAAGGGCCACAAGCAUCACGACACUCAAAGCUCAUCCAAGCUCAUCGUUACCGUAUUCCAGCUCACCACAAAAACGCCUGGACAAGAUGCUGUUCUUCAGCUUCUUCAAAACCCUCAUCGACCAUGAGGUCACCAUCGAGCUCAAGAACGACAUUCAGAUCCGCGGCACGCUCAAGAGCGUCGACCAGUACCUGAACAUCAAGCUCGAGGACAUUUCCGUCGUUGAGGAGCUGAAGUACCCGCACCUGAGUUCUGUCAAGAAUGUCUUCAUUCGUGGCUCAGUUGUGCGCUACGUUCAUCUUCCUGCUGCGUCUGUAGAUGUUCCACUGCUGGAGGAUGCGACGCGGAGGGAAGCAGCUGCUCAACAGGCCAAGGCGAAAUAGAGGAACGGCACAGAGACCAACUUCCAAAACUACGAUUGCCGGGGUGAGGGGCUGAGGCUGCAGCGGAGAAAUAGCACUGCGCACGCACUCGCCGCCGUCUGUUCUGGCGUCAGACACAGGGAAUCUGCGGCCUCUAUGAUCAGGUGCCACGUGAGACUGGGUCGGUUAAAAUGCCAACGCUUUAUGGACUGGCCCUGAUAGUGGAGGAAUUAUCAGGAGCGAUCAGCACGAUUCAGCCUAGGCUUGCACUUCCAUCCGAUUUAAAGGAUCCGAGACGGCCACAUGUACACCAAGUACAGAACCAGUCUCAUUCAUAGUUCACAA